CAAGGUUAAAGGUUGUCUGUUCGAAGAACAACGAUUCGAGGAAAUGACACUAGAUAAAAAGCCAACUUCGUCAUCAGAAAUCUCACCACUACGGAGCAGUAUGAAGAGAUUGCUGAUCCUACUGACGUUUGUGGUACUUUCUACAGCCAAACCGGCUCAGAAAAUCCGCACUUGGUGUUUCGUUUUCGAGGGAACGUCCGUAUGCCCCCUCUGCCCCCAGAGAACAGGUUUACUCUGCCCACCUGCCAACGAAGAUGACGACACUACAACAACACAGGCCGCCGCCACCACCACCACCGAAAAGGUGGUUCCUAACGAAACAGAAGUGGUCACUCUAACACACGACGACGUCGUCACAACUGAAACUAGUCUAGAAGUCACGACUCUCACUCCUCCCGCUCCUACCCCUCCUGCUCCUACUACCGCUGAUCCUAUCGACGAGGACUUUUGCUACGACAAUGGGGGGUGCGACUGCCCCUUUAUAUGUUGUAAACAAAAGAAAGGUAAACCUAAGAAGUGUGCUACGGGCUUUCGACUUCCUCCUGGAUUAAAUUACUGAAAAUGCUGUAAAAAUGCCCAUUUAUGGUAUUGUUUUAAACAAGAAAUAAAGUUUUUGGAUGUUACGCCUAGAACAAUUACCUGAUGUUUGCCUGGUGACGGUGAUUAUUAAGUAAUACCCCCGUCUGGUCGAUUUAAAUUUAGGUUUUCAUCGGUGUUUUCCUCUGUUACAUAAUUUUAAGUUUAAAAACGUGAGUUUGCAUUAGUUACGCUGUUAAAUUUUACUAUAUAAUCGAGUGGUUAGCGCGUUUUUAAACCGGUUAUUCUCUGUAACGGGUGUAACUGGGUGUGACUUAUUACUUCAUUAUAGGUUAACCACUACAUUCACCUUGACGUGUUGUGCGGGUUUGGAUUUUAUAAAAACGAAGCUUUCCCGAGCUUAUACGAAAUAAACAAGUUACAGUUUAGGGCCUCUGGCUUUUGGUGGAGGGAAAGGGCCUUUUUGAUGUAAUAUAUUAGGGCCACAACACGUUUAAAUUGAAUCAUAUUACUAAUUACGAGGCCGUAGCAUCAAAUUUCUGUUAUAAUUUCUUCUGUUACGUUAGUUUUUGUGUAUAUUUUUGUGUCUGUCCUUACUCUCGAGAACGGAGUUAGAUAGAUGAAAGGCGUGACCAGGUAUUGGAAGAUUAGGACAGGAGGCCCUGAUUAACUAUACGAAUUUCCGAUGUAAACCGGAAUUCACGUUAUUUCAAUUCAAAAAUUUUCCCUUGAAAGGAGUUAGUUAGAAGACCAGCAUGACUCUAUUUCUAACAGGAAAUUUUAUAUCUAAAAAAUAUAAUGUACGGGG
Molecule: messenger RNA, 1345 nt
Organism: Centruroides sculpturatus (bark scorpion)
Lineage: Eukaryota; Metazoa; Arthropoda; Arachnida; Scorpiones; Buthidae
Exons: 5
Coding region: 44-559 (171 amino acids)
Source: RefSeq, a predicted model, not a curated record